AUGAGAUUUCUUGUGUCGUUUUUGAUUUACGGAUAUGUUUUGGCGAAAUUUACUCCAAGUCAAGAGCAGAAGAAAUUUGCGGAAAAAAUCGGAAAUAUGUGAGUUUGUGUGAAUUUCAAAAAAAAAAAUUGCCGAUAGCUUCGCCACCGCCCGAAAGCGAUAAACACACAAAACACACGAAUAUAUAAAUUUCUUGUGUGGCCGACGAUUGGCGGGUUGUGUGUGUCGCCAUUGUUUGUGUGUAAAAGGGGCGGAGCUUAUUUGAGUGAGCGCGUUUUUUUCGCGCGAAAAUCAAGUUUUCAAUGAAAAUUCUGAUGUAAACUUUGAAAUUUCGAUCCAAUUUUCCAGGCUUCUCUCACAAUCAAGUGUCGAAAAUCCAAAUUCGAUCCACAUCGGCCUACAACUCGGAAAACACUUGAAUUUCUCGGAAAACGCAAAAAUUUGCGAUGAAUUGGACAUGAAUGAAGCGGGAUUCCUGGAAUAUUUGGCACACGAUCGGAAGAUUUUCAAAAAAAUCAACAAGACUUCGGAUAUUGUUAAUAUCAAAUACGCGACUCGCGAGAUUUUCGAAAUCCAAUUCAAUUUGACCAAUAAAAUGAACUACAUUGAGACGAAAACUUUUGAGAUUUUUGCCGCUGGAAAUUCGAUUUACAAAAUUCAAAUGGGCGGAGCUUGUUCGGAUGCAAAUCGAAUUAAUCCAGCAAAUAUUUAUAGACGUGGAGGAAAUGUUGAAAAAUUAGAUGGGAAAGGGUUUAUUGAAAUUGUUAAGAAUAUGUGAGUUAGGCUAACUUUAGCGCUAAAAAUUUAGCGUCUAAUUAGACGCUAAUUAAAAAAAUCUUGCAGGCUUCCCUUCAAUGAAACUUCGAUUCGAUUUUCUAAGCAAUUAUUGGCUUUUAUUGAGACAAAUCCGAAUGUUGAGGAGAGUUAUAACUUGAGUAAGUGCGCUCCAGCGAAAUAUUUAUUUUUUCGCGUUUUCCCUGUUGAGUUAGGGCUCAUUUUGAAGCCCUUAAAAUUCUGAGCAAAUGCGCUCCACCGAAAUAUCGAUUUUUGCAGCCGAAUUCUUGAAUUACAUGAAAAUCUUCAAUGAUCGAUACGAACAUCUCAAAAAUGCGAAACAAACUGCGGAUUUCAAAAAAGCUGAAGAAAUUGUGAUUCUCGAGGAAAAUGAUAUGAUUGUUUUUAGGAUUUUGACAAUUUUCAAAUUCAAAUAUGGAAAUGGAAAAAAAAAUGAGGAUUUGUGGGAUUUCAAAAAUUCAAGCUCUUCAUGUGAGUUAGGCCUAUUUUUAAGCCUGAAAAGCCCUAAUUUUAGGCCCAAACCUAAAAAGCCUGAAUUUCAGAACAAAGACAAGGAUAAAAUGUGGAAAAUCUACAAAAUAAUUGUUCGUCCAAUCUCAAAAAUCCACUCAAAUCACUCGAUUUUUCGACCAAUUCAAGUUUUGAUGAAAAAAAUUCACCGAGAAAUUGGAAAAUUGGAAAAUGAAAAAGUGGCGAAAUUCAGCAAGGAAAUGACGAAAAAAUUGGAAAAAGUCGAAUUUUGUGGAGUUGAACUUGAUGUAACUCGUGAGUUUUUUUUUUUGAAAAUUUAAAAGAAAAUUGGAGUGUGGAAAAAAAUUUUGCAGCUGGUAACUUUUCAGUGGAUUUGAAUGGCUUCAAGGAUUUUACUAUUGUGAGUUUUUUUUAUAAUUCGAACAUGUUAAUGUUACUGUAG
This is a messenger RNA of Caenorhabditis angaria, 1708 nucleotides long. The record is from the annotation of a GenBank genome assembly. Lineage: Eukaryota; Metazoa; Nematoda; Chromadorea; Rhabditida; Rhabditidae.